UGUAGAAAAUUGUUAGUUUAAGAAAAUGUAUUAUAGAAAGUGUUUCAUUUAUUUCAUUUUCGUUGUCAAUUACAACAUAAUCUGUGGGGACAUUUCCGCGUCAAACAAAACAGAAGAAAACAAGCCAAUUUUUAGAUCACAAGUUACCGAAGGUACUUUUGAACCUCAAUGGUUAACUGGUCUUCGUCAGAAAAUAAAUGAAGCUAUAAAUAGUUACGGCUACAAAGACGCGAAACGAUACAUAGCAAAAUAUGUAGAUGAAAUAGAGAAGAAUGCAAAACUUUUGCUCCAUGUAAAAGUAAACCCCAAAGGAUUAGCCAGCGUUGAACAUAAGCCCAUAUUAAAAACCGGGUUUUCUGGAGACUACGAUAUAUUCAGUAUAUUCAAUGACGCUGAUCGCGAUUCUGGUCCGGAUUGGUUAAAAGAUCUUAAAGAUAAUGUCAAAGUGUUAAUUAAUAUGCUGGGCAGGGAAACAGCCUCCUAUAUAUUGAUACCGAUCGUCUUAGCCACCGAAUAUAUGUACAGCGUCAAAAUAACUGACAUCGAUGUCGACCAAUCAGGUGAAGUUAUUGUGAAGUACCACGAAGUAGAUGAAGUGAAUAUAUUAGGGACUACGACCAGGUCACGCAAAAAUAGAAAAAGAAAAUAUUCGAGAAUUCGUAGCGAGAAGAGAACGUAAUAACAAUGAGUGUGUUAAAAAAUGAGAUAACUAUAAAAUGUUUAAAGUAAAUAAAGUAAAGCUUAUAUAAUAAUAUUGUUAUAAUUUUUUU
Messenger RNA from Pieris brassicae (large cabbage white), 770 nucleotides. RefSeq lists its product as uncharacterized. Bases 26 to 679 code for a protein of 217 amino acids. NCBI's taxonomy places the organism in Eukaryota, Metazoa, Arthropoda, Insecta, Lepidoptera, Pieridae. The record is from RefSeq and is a predicted model, not a curated record. The transcript is spliced from 14 exons.